Messenger RNA from Hemibagrus wyckioides, 3350 nucleotides. RefSeq names its product coiled-coil domain-containing protein 190. The record is from RefSeq and is a predicted model, not a curated record. Bases 312 to 1163 code for a protein of 283 amino acids. Lineage: Eukaryota; Metazoa; Chordata; Actinopteri; Siluriformes; Bagridae. The transcript has 4 exons.
GGGACUCCAAAAGCAAACAUUCAGUGAUAGUCAAGCAAGCAACUUGUACUUGAAGUGAACAGGAAUUAACUGAAUUUCAGAUUCUGUGCCUGUCUUCAGAUUUUAUGGACAGUCUGAUGGAAAGAACUGCAGGAGAUCUUACUCUUUCAAGGCAAGUUUACAGCCAUUAAAAGUUUUAAUUUCCUUUCAUUGUUUUCGUCUUUCUACACAGAAGGAUACAGAGGCAAGCAAACAGUAACUGUUUAUGGGCAAAAAUAUAUGACUGGAUUCUUAAGUAAAGCAGCGUUUCAGGAUCAAAUCCAACUAUAAGCAUGCGUCGUACAAAUUGUUUAGCGUGGCCAAGCGAGGCUCAGAGGAGAGAGGAGAGGCGGGCUGAAGCCAGGCUGGCUCAUGGGAUACAACGGCUUGAUGAGGCCAGACGUUACCAUCUGAACACACUGACCCGAGAGCAACAAGCACUACACCGGCACCUCAUCGCCCUUAAGACAGGUAACCGGUGGAGAGGAUUAAAUGCGGUGCCAUCACGACCCUGCAAUCAGCUCAGCAACCCUGCAGUGUCCCAUAACAAGACCCGAUUACCCACAAUCCCACCUGCAGACAGAGAGACAAACAGGCACAGGUCUAGGAAGCUGGAGUCCAUUUGCUCCCUGCAGGCUCGUGUUCAGGACUUUCUGAGCAGUGGUGAAAACAGGGCUGAUAACACAACAGUGCCUGUAUGUCUGCCAGACCUCAAACCACAGCCUCCAAGCAUGCUUCCUCCAUCCUCUCCAACAAGAGAGAACAAGGAGGGAGAUAAGGAUGGACAGAAUAAGAAACACAGGCCUAGAGGGAGGGAGGGACGGAAGUCAGCACUGGAAACACAUGGAUUUCGUUCAAAAGACGGUCAAAGAGAAUGUGAUAAGACAGGAGAGAGAUCUACAGAAAAAGAAGAGGAGAUGAAUGUAGCAAUACCCUACUCCACUCCUCUUUCUCCCCUCUCCGACACCCACGCACCUGACGGCCAGCUGAGGAUGGUUCACAUGCUGCCUAAUUUUGUGCAAGCACUGGCAGAGGCACGCAAAGCCAGAUACAUACGUCACAGAGGACAGCCUUUGUGCGAAAGAGAGCUGAGCAUCAGAGAGAUAUUCGCAAGUAACUCCAGAGACACGCAUAGCACUCACUAACACAAUAGUGUCGCUACUCCGCUUCGCACUCCUGCAUACAUGAAACCUGUGAGCACACACACACUUUUAAUCUGAGCAAAUCUUAAUCUGAAAAAAUUUGUUAUGGAGACGGUCAAAUGUCCGCCAAGGUCAAAACAGACAGUCAUGUAUACCUAAACAUAUAACAUGCUCUGAUAAUUCCAUUAUUAAUAUUUUAGCAUCAUGCAGGAGAUCAGAAUGGACAGAAUUACAAGGUUAGGUCAAUUUCAAACAUUUUGUGAACUCUAUCUAUAAAUACAGUUCUGAUCUACAUUUCCAGUUCUGUUUAUCACAGUUUAUUGUCAAUAUCUUGGUGGGUUUCGGGGAACAUAUAGUAUAUUAAUGCUCUGGUUUUAGCUGUGCAUAAGUUUACCUUAAAAAAUCUUUCUUGAAGUUGUAAUGUAUGAUUACUGGGGCCGUGCUUUUUAUUACAUGUUGAAGAAAAAGCACUUGACCAGAUCAAGAACACCAUCCAGGAGGAGAUCUGUGUAUUUGUGUCAAAGUCAAGAAUUAAGUGAAGACUUCACCAGAGUAAAUACAGAGGGCUUACUGCAUGAUGUAAACCAUUGUUAAGCCUCAAAAUCAAGAACAACAUCCUAUGGACUGAAUUAUGGGAAGAGAGAAUGUAUGCAUAAUACCACAGUGUGUACGGCUGCCAGUGGAACUGGUUCGCUUGUAUUUAUUGAUGAUGUGACAGCUGAUGAAAGCAAAGCAUCAAGAUGAAUUAGAAAGUGUAUUGGAUUACAUUAUCUGCUCCGAGGCAGCCAAAUGCUUCAAAACUCAUCACUGGAUGGAGUUUAACACUGCAGAUAGACGACGACCCAAAGCAGACCUAAACAGAACCUCAAGAUGUUUUUUUAUGGCAAAGAAGUGGAAUAUUCUGCAGAUCAGGCCCCUGAACUGAGCAUACAAUUUACUUGCAAAACUGAAUCAAAACACCCCAAGAACAAGCAGGAACUGAAGACAGCUGGAGGAAAAGCCUGGCAGAGCUUCACCAGGGAAGAAACCCAGGGUCUGCGGACAUCUGUUUGUUCAGGUGGUCAUGGACAGCAAAGGAUUUAGAAAAUUUAGAUUUUAAUGGGGGUUUAUGUUUGUUGGGGCACAUAUAAAAAAUUGCUGUCAUUCCUACAAAUUGUGGUGUACAUGUCCUAAAAUUAAAGGCUGAAAGUCGUCACUUUGAGCUCAUAUUUUGAGGUCAUUAUGCUGGUGUCUGAAUAUUUAUGGACCUGACUGUACUGCAUAUAAAAUGUACUGAUGGCAAUCCUGUAGGCUACUAAAACUGACAAAAUAACAACUGAUAAGUAAAGUUCUUCCCUGAAGGGAUAUAAAUCCUUGACAUAUUCACACACACACACCAACAAACAAACACUUUAUAAGGAACUCUAUACUGAUACUGGGUAGAAUCUCCCUUUGCUCCCAAAACAGCCUAAAUUUUUCAUGGCAUGAAUUCCACAUGAUGUUAGAAACAGUCCUUACAGAUAUGGUCCAUGUAGACAUAAGUAUGCAAUUUGCAAUUCAGAAUACACAUCUCCUGCAGAUUUUUCAGGUAUGCUAUCAUCUUGCAUUUCUCCUGUUAUACAACAUCCCCAAGAUCUUCUACUGGAUUCAGUAGGACAAGCGUAAGGAUUUGAGCGAGAUUGACGACGGGCCAAAUUGUGAUGGCUAGAUCAUAGCAUCUCCAAAACUGCAGCUCUUGUGGGGUGUUCCCGGUCUGCAGUGGUCAAUAUCUAUCAAAAGUGGUCCAGUGAAGGAACAGUGGUGAACCGGAGACAGGGUCAUGGGUGGCCAAGGCUCACUGAUGCACGUGGGGAGCGAAGGCUGGCCCGUGUGAUCCGAUCCAACAGAUGCACUACUGUUGUUCAAAUUGCUGAAGAAGUUAAUGCUGGUUCUGAUAGAAAGGGGUCAGAAUACACAGUGCAGGACGGGUCAGGGCUGUUUUGGCAGCAAAAGGGUGACCAGCACAAUAUUAAGCAGGUGGUCAUAAUGUUAUGCGUGGUACUCUGUCAGACACGAGUCCUUUAAAGUCUGAUUAUGUGUGCAGUAUAAUGAUGAUGGAUUAUUGAUGACCUGAACUGUGCAGUGUGCUGUUCCAACCACAACUCUAUCGCCCUCUGCUGGUCAUAAACUCCACUGUACUGGAAAAACCUGUUCAUAUUUUUUGUUUUCUUU